Molecule: messenger RNA, 541 nt
Organism: Camelina sativa (false flax)
Lineage: Eukaryota; Viridiplantae; Streptophyta; Magnoliopsida; Brassicales; Brassicaceae
Source: RefSeq, a predicted model, not a curated record
AUGGCGAUUACGACGAUCUCGUCCUCCGAACAUAUCACCCGAAUAUUCGGCGGUCUUCCGGAGAUUUCAACUCCAUCUUUUGCCGGCGGAUUCGCUGGGAUUGUGUUCUUCUAUGCCGCCGCCGCAUCGUCUCUUGAUCAGGAAGUUCACGCUAAUGAAAUGGCUCACAAGUUUAAUCCUAAAGAAGUUGUUCUGUAUCAGUACGAGGCUUGCCCUUUCUGUAACAAGGUUAAAGAUGCAGAGGAGGAAGCAGCAAGAGGACGGUGGAAGCAAGAGCUGCAUGAAGAAAACAAGCUAACCAGAUCAGCUGUGAUGGUUACUUCUGGUGUCAAUCAGGCAUUUGUCAAUAUCUUUGUGAGUCACUCGCUGAGUCCAAAUCGAUUCCCAAAGUUGUAACCGUUGUGAAUCCUGGUAACCCAAACAGCACCUAUGUCCUUGAUCCUAUGUAACAUUUUGAUAACAUAUGGAUAACAGCUUUUAUAUAGUUAUAUAACAUAUGUAACAUUUUUUUGAUUUUGUAAAAUAUGAAACCGAUGAAUUA